UGGAGUCAACCAAAACUUCGCAUCCGUAUAGGAAAACGCGGUGCGUUCGAACGGCAACUUCGUCCUUCCUUCCCUUCUUUCUCUAUAUAUCCAUUCUCCCCUCCACCCUCUCGUCUUUUCUAUAUAUCCAGUCUCCUCUCCAUCCUCUUUUCCCAACACUCCUUCACUGCUCCUCCCAACCUUUUCCCCUCCCAGUUUAGUCCCAGUUCUUUGGGCCACCGUGACUUGCAGAUAGAUAUUAUUGUUUGCAGCCAUGGGAACACAAGCUCCUUCUACUCCCCCGGAAUCAUAUGAUAUAAGCAGCAAGUCCCAGAAGGAGAAGUCGGUCGAUGAUUGGCUUCCGAUCACGUCAUCCCGGGAUGCCAAGUGGUGGUACUCAGCAUUCCACAAUGUCACGGCCAUGGUCGGAGCCGGUGUCCUCAGCUUGCCAUAUGCUAUGUCUGAACUUGGAUGGGGGCCAGGCAUUGUAAUCCUAAUUCUAUCAUGGAUCAUCACCUUAUAUACUCUGUGGCAAAUGGUGGAGAUGCAUGAGAUGGUACCUGGGAAGCGAUUCGAUCGCUACCACGAACUGGGGCAGCAUGCCUUUGGAGACAAGCUUGGUCUUUGGAUUGUGGUGCCUCAGCAGCUUGUGGUGGAGGUGAGCGUCGACAUCGUGUACAUGGUCACAGGAGGGCAAUCUCUAAAGAAGUUCCAUGAUCUUGUCUGCCCUAGCUGCAAAAGCAUCAAACAAACCUACUUCAUCAUGAUCUUUGCCUCGGUGCACUUCGUGCUCUCCCAGCUGCCCAACUUCAACUCCAUUUCAGGCGUCUCUUUGGCCGCUGCCGUCAUGUCUCUCAGCUACUCCACCAUUGCUUGGGGAGCUUCUGUGGACAAAGGUAAGCAAGAAAAUGUUGAAUAUGGAUACAAAUCUUCAAGCACGGCAGGAACGGUCUUCGGUUUCCUCAGUGCACUAGGAAACGUUGCUUUCGCAUAUGCCGGUCACAAUGUGGUCUUGGAGAUCCAGGCAACUAUUCCUUCCACCCCUCAGAAGCCAUCAAAGAAGGCUAUGUGGAAGGGUGUCAUUGUUGCCUACAUCGUUGUUGCUCUUUGCUACUUCCCGGUUGCCCUCGUUGGUUACUGGGCCUUUGGCAAUGGGGUCCAGGACAACAUCCUCCUUAGCCUGGACAAGCCAAGGUGGCUGAUUGCCGCGGCCAACAUGAUGGUUGUCAUCCAUGUCAUUGGGAGCUAUCAGAUUUAUGCCAUGCCUGUCUUUGACAUGAUGGAAACUGUGCUGGUGAAGAAGCUUCAUUUUCCUCCGGGUCUUAUGCUUCGCUUAAUUGCUCGAUCUGUAUAUGUCGCGUUGACAAUGUUCAUUGGUAUAACCUUCCCUUUCUUUGGAGCACUACUUUCAUUCUUUGGAGGAUUGGCAUAUGCCCCAACUUCAUACUAUCUCCCCUGCAUCAUAUGGCUUCUCAUCUACAAGCCUAAAGUGGGUAGCUUAUCUUGGAUCGCUAAUUGGAUCUGCAUCAUACUCGGGGUCCUAUUGAUGAUUUUAGCACCCAUUGGUGGAUUAAGGCAAAUCAUACUCGAAGCAAAGACUUACAAAUUUUACUCAUAAGCUGCCAGUCAAGAAUAUAAAGGAAUGGAGUAAAUGGAACCAGUUGAAGUCAGAUGAUGGAAAUGAUGACAGGUUCCGCAUGCCAAAACAGUGCCUUCAUGUUAACGAAAGUCAUUUGUCUGAGGAUUGAUUUGGCUGGUUUGAUUUGUUUGAUAAAAAUCAGUGUCAAAAUAAAAAUAGGUGGAGAACCAUAUCUCAAAAGAUGCAUCCUUCUGCUAUUUAAAUAUUACUAUCUUUUGUUGUCCUUCAUGCGCACUAUUAAAUGCAAUGGAACAUAAUGCAAUGUGGCUCCAUUA
This is a messenger RNA of Phoenix dactylifera (date palm), 1893 nucleotides long. RefSeq names its product lysine histidine transporter 1-like. The record is from RefSeq and is a predicted model, not a curated record. NCBI's taxonomy places the organism in Eukaryota, Viridiplantae, Streptophyta, Magnoliopsida, Arecales, Arecaceae.